UGCCUCGCGUGGUGAAUCAUUACGACAGGAAACCGGAUACUUCCACCAGCCGUUUUGUGUGCCAGUAUGUGUUUUUCGUGUAUGCAUCAGAGAGAAAAGGACACACAAAAUACUCCUAUUCAGCCCUGCCAAGCCAAGCUGAAAUGUGUUUUGCGUAUCUCGAAACAAGAGAACGAUUGAAACUGACUGAAAAGUUCAGCCAACAUCAUGAAGACUUUUACUUUACUUUUAGGAUUCCUUGUGCAUUAUACUGCCGCACAGAGGCGUCCUCCGAACUAUAGCCAGGAUGACAUGCCAGAGACGAACUUCAACUGCAGGGACAAGAUCCUUGGAGGCUACUAUGCAGAUCCAGAAACAGAUUGCCAGAUGUUCCACGUGUGUGUAAAGGUGCCUGGUGUUGGGAUACAAGAUUACCGGUUUCUCUGUCCCAAUGACACGUCAUUUGAUCAAGAGAACCAGAUCUGCGCCAAUUGGUUUGACAUCGAUUGUGAAGCUGCAACACUUUAUUACAGUGACAACUUUGAUCUGUACCGCAUUGGUUAUAAUCCCAGCAGUCGAAGUGUGGACACCACUAAAACAUCGCCAAUUCCUUUGGGCCCUUCAAGCGUAAGACCUCCUGUGAAGGCUCCUGCCGUGUCAAAGCCCCACCCCCAUUACCAGUAUGUCCGUCCAUCAGAUGAAGAAGAGGACUACUAUCUGCAGAGGAGUGAGGCUGGGGAUGGCCGACUACAACAAGAUUUACUAAGAGGAAGCAGCAGUAGCAAUUUCUUCAACAACAACAAGGACAAAGAUGAUGACGACGACAAUGAAGAUGAGACUUACAGGGACCUCAAAGAUGACCAAAGCUAUAGACGUCCAUCCAGCGGAAACAAGAAGAAAGUAGCCGUGAGGAAACUCGUCAGACGCCCAAACAACAAUUUUGCUCAAGAAGGGGAAAAUUAUCCAACUCAGAAACCUACAUCAGUUCCUUCUACUCAGAACAGUCGUGGUUCUAACCCUGAUAAUUACAACUACAAUAACGAAGGGAAUGGUUUUAGAAAUCAGCAGCAACAAAAUUACAAUGUCAGGAAUUACCAGAAACCAGUUCCAUUCACCGCCAGCAACAAUUAUACACCAACAACCGAAAGUGCCAUUGCUGCUAACAAUGACAGAACACCAGGAACUAGUAGCACAUACCAUCAGCCUCGUUACAACACAAUCCAGCGAAACGGUGCUCAGAGCAGCACUACUACACAACCACCAGUGCCUAACAAUGUGGUUUCCAGUAAUUAUAACCACCAGAAACAAUCAGAAAAUAAUGCUAAUACUCAAGAAAACAACUACAACACUGCCAAUUACUACAAUACGUUCUCUGCACAGAAAUCAACAGAGCCAAAACUGAUACAGUAUUCAACAACUGAAACAACAGCCAGUUAUUUCAACAAUUACCAGCAGCAGAGAGGUACAAAUUCAGAGAAAUACAACAAUAAAAAUAAUGGACCUAACACAGACAUUUAUUCAACAACAGCAAACUAUCCAUUAAGCUCAAAAAGUAAUCACAAUGACAAUGCUCAAGAGUCUAAAGCAACAAAUGAUUAUGCUAAGAAUACCGCUACUAAUUUUUCUCCCACAACCUUUGCACCUUAUAUCAGUGAUGCUUAUAGCAGUGGUAAUAAUCAGAAGAGAUUUGGUAACAGCUACAACCAGAGAAGCACAGACUAUUCAAACACAAAAUCUACUGCGGGUUUUAUAUCCACAACACUGAGUCCAGCUGCAAACACUCAGACAUACAAAGAUUAUGAGAGGAAAACCAGUGAAGAUUAUAAUAACUUCAACAACCACGAUUACCAGAGAACAAACAACAACUUUGGCCGUAACAGUGCCGUUACAGGUGACUUUGCCGCAGCUGAUGACAACAAAGAUGGCGAGUUUUUGAAAACAGCGCCCAGCAAUAACUACAGGCCCAAUAGUUUCAACACAUUUCAGAACUACAACGCUAACAGCAAGACUAACACACCUGUGGUAAACAACUACACAUCAACCACCGCUACAAACAGUAAAUCCUCGCAAAAUUACAGUAGUGACUACUAUGUCAUUCCCAAGACUGUGUCAUACACCAGUACAGAAACAAAUUACUUAGGCAAACAGUCGUCAAAUAGUAACAAUAAUUACUAUUCAGAAACUACAGCUGUUCCACCAAGGCCAUUUAGCAUAGCAGCAACAAAUCCAGUAACCAGAAAGCCUCAAAUAACAGCGUCACAAAAUUAUCCAACUGAGACCAUCGCACUACCAUCAAGCAAAGAGCCUACAUCAACAGUAAACUACCAGGAACAGAGAAACAGCAACUAUAAUGCUUAUUCUGUGAGCUCAACAACAGCGCACACGUCUGAAUACGAUAAUAUUGCAGCCAACAGUGGCACCAAGAAAACUCCCAUAUCUGGUUCAAAAACUCAUGAUGCAUCCUAUGAUUAUGCAUAUUAUGAUGACAGUAACACAGAAUAUGAUGGACUGGACCCUCUGAGCGGACAUCAUUUCGGUAAAGGGGGAGAAUCGCUUAAAGUAGCAAGGUCAACUAUAUCAAACAAAAGUACCUAAAACAUGAUAUAAAUACAUAAUAAUAUUCAGCAAUGACUGUUAAUAAUUUACUGUGCUGCUGUAAACUUAAAGCGACAAUGCAUUAGUGCAGUUCCACUUAAACAAUACAUGGUAGGUUUUACAACAUACUACUGAGAAACUUUUGAAAAUGAUUAACCACAUAUAUUCUGUUGCUUGAUGGUAUAAAAACUCAAAAGUACUGCUUUGGCAACAUUUUGAUCAUCACUGAACAUUGUGGGUGCAAAAUGAACUUAAAUAACCUAAAUUAUUUCACUCACGUUGAAAUGAAUUGAUAACAAAAUUAUACAUCUCACUGAAUCUGAAUUCCUACCUAAUACUGAGGAAAAUAUUAAUUUAUAGUAGAGAUGAUGAAAUUUCAUUAAUAUGAACAAUAUGGUCUUUAUUAAUACCACAUCCAUAAAUUUUUAAAUACAAAUAUAAUGUCAGUUGCUCAACAACUGGGCGCUGUUACAGUAAAUAGCAAAUCAUGAUAAAUGUUAAAGAAUGAAGUACACAGUAGCAUAAAACAUAGUAGCUCCUUUGUAAAUAUCCAGUGAGACAGUGUAAUACAUCUUUGUUUUUUACCAUUUAUUUUGUUUUGUACAAAGUUAAGAUAAUAAAAAUGUUAUGCCAUUUCUCUGGCAUGGCAUUAUACCAAA
Messenger RNA from Zootermopsis nevadensis, 3233 nucleotides. RefSeq lists its product as uncharacterized. NCBI's taxonomy places the organism in Eukaryota, Metazoa, Arthropoda, Insecta, Blattodea, Termopsidae. The record is from RefSeq and is a predicted model, not a curated record. Gene Ontology annotation, molecular function: chitin binding. Gene Ontology annotation, cellular component: extracellular region.